AUGGAUCGGUUAUCGUUAUUGACUUCUGAACUAAUUAUUGAAAUUCUUUCACGAACAUCAUUACAAACAUUUGCUACCAUACGUUGUACAAAUAAAUAUUAUGGAAAUCUAACAUACAAUAACUAUGUUCUUCAUAACUACAACCGUAGAAAUAAUGUGGUUUGUAGAAUUAUCGUUCAACAAAAUAAACCAUGGAGAAAUAUAGAACGUCAGUUUGUUCCGUCUUCUGCUAGCAACAAUCUCGACAUUGAUUGGCUACCACAUACUUGUACUAUUUUAGCAUCAUCAUUGUGUGGACUCCUUCUUGCUGAAUCCUAUGAUCCAAAUGAAUACGUUUCAAAGAUUUUAUUUGUUAUCAAACCAACAACUACAGAUGCCAAAUGGACACCUUUUCCGACCUCUGAAUACUGCGACAAAGUUUGCUUUGGUAGUUAUCAGUUCGAACCUGUUACAUUUCAAGGUCAUUCGAUUGUCAUACACAAAGCCAUCGUAAGAGUUUAUAUGUAG
This is a messenger RNA of Lactuca virosa, 507 nucleotides long. Lineage: Eukaryota; Viridiplantae; Streptophyta; Magnoliopsida; Asterales; Asteraceae. The record is from the annotation of a GenBank genome assembly.